This is a messenger RNA of Xenopus tropicalis (tropical clawed frog), 14624 nucleotides long. RefSeq names its product cut like homeobox 1 (gene cux1). Gene Ontology annotation, biological process: regulation of transcription by RNA polymerase II; regulation of DNA-templated transcription; intra-Golgi vesicle-mediated transport. The record is from RefSeq and is a predicted model, not a curated record. Gene Ontology annotation, molecular function: DNA-binding transcription factor activity, RNA polymerase II-specific; DNA binding. Lineage: Eukaryota; Metazoa; Chordata; Amphibia; Anura; Pipidae. Gene Ontology annotation, cellular component: Golgi membrane; nucleus. Bases 514 to 5097 code for a protein of 1527 amino acids. The transcript is spliced from 24 exons.
AGAACAAUACACGUAUAUCUGGAUAAAUGAAUUAUGUGGGGCUUUGUGUAAAUACGCAGUUGCAAUUCCCUCAGAAAGUGCUGCUCCGAGCGAUAUCAUUUGGACUAAACGCCGCAGACACAAACAAAGUAGUUUUCAAUUAUUCCUUAGCCUUUAACUCGACAAAACUAGUGUGAGAGUGUGGGGUGAAGCUAGUUCCGCUGGCCGCCGUGCCCACAGCAGCGCAGACGCGCCCAGCAUGGAGGCCGCGAUGAAGCCGCGGCCACUGAGAGCUGACUUGGCGGGAGCUAUAGCAGAGAAGCCCCGGUACAGCUGGAGGGUUUGCAAGGGACAGAGAAGCCGGGAAGAGCCGCUCGGCGCCGGCAGAGGGAAAGGGGGAGGGUGGGUGUGGAAGUCCGCUCCGUGUUUUGCUCUUGCUCCCUCCCUCCUUCCUUUCCCCCUCCUCCGCCGCUUUGCUCCUGAACUCCAGCCCCCUCUCUAUCAGCCUCUCACUCCGUCUCAAUAUGUCUCAAGAUGGCGGCCAAUGCGGGAUCGAUGUUUCAAUAUUGGAAGCGCUUUGAUUUACAGCAGCUGCAGAGAGAACUUGACACAACAGCAACAGUAUUGGCAAACAGACAAGAUGAAAGUGAGCAAUCCAGAAAAAAACUUAUUGAUCAAAGUCGAGAAUUUAAGAAAAACACUCCAGAGGACUUGCGCAAACAGGUAGCUCCGUUAUUAAAGAGUUUCCAAGCAGAGAUUGAUGCAUUAAGUAAAAGAAGCAAAGAAGCAGAGGCUGCCUUCCUGAACGUUUAUAAAAGAUUAAUUGAUGUCCCAGAUCCAGUACCCGCUUUGGAUCUGGGACAGCAACUCCAGCUGAAAGUUCAACGUAUGCAUGAUAUAGAGACAGAGAAUCAGAAGCUCCGAGAAACAUUAGAUGAAUAUAACAAAGAGUUUGCUGAAGUAAAAAAUCAAGAGGUUACAAUAAAAGCACUUAAAGAGAAAAUCCGGGAAUAUGAACAGACCCUGAAGAACCAAGCGGAAAAUCUAGCUCUUGAGAAAGAACAAAAGUUGCAAAAUGACUUUGCUGAAAAGGAGAGAAAGUUGCAAGAGACACAAAUGUUCACGUCUUCCAAGCUUGAAGAAACUGAACAGAAAGUUCAAUUUCUGCAGACAGCCUUGGACAAGUCUCAGGCAGCUUUAUUUGACCUGAAAGCAAAAUAUGAUGAAGAUACAUCAGCAAAGGCAGAUGAGAUUGAGAUGAUCAUGACUGACCUUGAAAGAGCAAAUCAGAGAGCAGAGGUGGCUCAGAGAGAGGCAGAGGCCUUGAAGGAGCAGCUUGCAACACUUAACAAAUCUCUCCAGCAUGUUUCCCAGUCACAGAAAGCACCUGAUACGGAGCAGUCAACAGAAGCAGUGUCUCACUCUAGCAUGGAGGUUGAACUUACCGCAAAAGAGCGAGAAAUUGCUCAGUUGGUGGAAGAUGUGCAAAGGUUACAGGCCAGUCUUACUAAGCUUCGUGAGAACUCUGCCACUCAGAUCUCUCAGCUUGAACAGCAGCUAAAUACCAAGAACAGCAGUCUCAAACAACUUGAAGAAAAACUGAAGGUUCAGGCUGACUAUGAAGAAAUUAAAAAGGAGCUUAAUAUCCUGAAAUCCAUGGAGUUUGCCCCUUCAGAAGGAUCUGGUGUGCAGGAUGCCUCAAAGCCACUGGAAGUGCUGCUACUGGAGAAGAACCGUUCUUUGCAGUCAGAAAAUGCCACAUUGCGCAUCACAAACAGCGAGCUGAGUGGGUCAGCCAGGAGAAAAGGGAAAGACCAGCCUGAGAUUCAGCGUCCUGCAACCUUGCCAGCCUCCCCUCCCUCUCAGUUGCUCCGCAAUGCAGGGGAGCAGGCUUCCAAUACUAAUGGUACACACCAGUUUUCACCAACGGGUUUAAACCAAGACUUUUUCAGCUCAUCCAUUGCAAGCCCUUCUUUACCCCUGGCCUCCACGGGAAAAUUUGCACUAAAUUCACUUCUCCAGCGACAGCUCAUGCAGUCCUUCUACUCCAAGGCAAUGCAGGAAGCAGGAAGCACAAGCAUGAUUUUUUCAGCAGGUCCCUUCAGCACAAACUCCAUAUCUUCCCAAAGUCCAUUACAACAGCCAAGCCCUGAUGUUAAUGGUAUGGCUCCUUCUCCCAGCCAAUCAGAGAGUGCUGGCAGUGUCUCAGAGGGUGAAGAUAUAGACACUGCGGAAAUUGCACGCCAAGUGAAAGAGCAGUUGAUCAAGCACAAUAUUGGACAGCGUAUUUUUGGACAUUAUGUCCUGGGACUGUCACAGGGUUCUGUGAGUGAGAUACUGGCAAGGCCCAAGCCAUGGAAUAAACUGACUGUACGAGGAAAAGAACCUUUCCACAAGAUGAAACAGUUUCUUUCCGAUGAGCAGAAUAUCCUUGCACUGCGCAGCAUACAAGGCCGACAAAGAGAAAAUCCAGGCCAGAACCUGAACAGACUAUUUCAGGAAGUACCGAAAAGAAGAAAUGGGUCAGAAGGAAAUAUUACCACCAGAAUUCGAAGCUCAGAGACUGGUUCAGAUGAUGCUAUUAAGUCUAUUCUAGAACAAGCCAAAAGAGAGUUGCAGGUGCAGAAAACCGCUGAGCCGGCUCAGCCCACUUCAGCAUCCAAUAGUGGUAAUUCUGAUGAUGCUAUCCGGUCCAUUCUUCAGCAAGCAAGGCGUGAAAUGGAAGCACAGCAGGCUGUCUUUGAACCUGUCUUAAAAUCUGCAUCAUUAUCUCAAGCAGAUCUUACCAUCAUUUCUCCCAAACUUAUCCCCACAUCUGCAGUUUCUUCACUUUCUAGUUACUCCCCUGUUACUUUGUCCUUAAAAAAACAUACAUCUGUCUUGGACUCUGGUAUUUCAACUUUGCAAAACCUUUCCGGUGUAAAAAAAGAGUCCCAAGAGACACCAGUAUUAGAUCUCCAUAGCAUCGCAGAUUCAACUCAUGGCAUGAUCCGGCAUGUGAAAAGUGAGCUAGGACGGAGUAGUGUUUGGAAAGACCAUUGGUGGAAUACUGUUCAGCAUGACAGGAGAAACGCAGUGUCAUCUGAGGAUACAAAGACUGAGGAAACUGUUUGUGGGAAAGAGAAGCUAUCCACACAAAACAGAACGGAGAGAAAUCAGCUUCAGGGGCCUUCGUCUUCUGAGUACUGGAAAGAGUGGCCCAAUGCCGAGUCUCCAUAUUCUCAGAGCUCAGAAAUUAGCAUGACUGGAGCUAGCCGAAGUGAAACACCGCAGAACAGCCCCCUGCCAUCCUCUCCAGUUGUGUCCAUGUCCAAACCAACCAAACCAUCUGUCCCUCCUCUAACCCCUGAGCAAUACGAGAUGUACAUGUACCAAGAGGUGGACACUAUUGAGCUGACACGCCAAGUAAAAGAGAAGCUAGCAAAAAAUGGAAUUUGCCAAAGGAUAUUUGGGGAAAAGGUAUUGGGUUUGUCACAGGGAAGUGUCAGUGAUAUGCUGUCAAGACCAAAACCUUGGAGUAAACUGACUCAGAAAGGCCGAGAACCAUUUAUUAGAAUGCAGCUUUGGCUGAAUGGGGAACUUGGCCAGAGUGUAUUGCAUUCACAAGGACAGCAGCAAGGACAAGCUCUUCAAUCUGCAACAGCUCAGCAGGAUUCUCUACAAGAAGGGUUUCCAAGUUCAGAGAGCACUCCAAAGACCUCAGCUAGCUGCAGUCCCGCUCCAGAAUCACCAAUGAGUUCCAGUGAGUCCAUUAAGAGCCUUACAGAGUUGGUCCAGCAGCCUUGCCCUACAAUUGAUACCAGCAAAGAAGGUGAAACACAGGAGUCUAGUGAAACCACUUGUGACUCUCAGCCUCCCACACCGCUCCCGUUCCCUGGCCAUUCUGCACUGAGCAUACAGGAGCUUGUAGCGAUGUCUCCUGAACUUGACACUUAUGGAAUCACCAAGCGUGUGAAAGAAGUUUUGACAGAUAAUAAUUUAGGGCAACGUCUCUUUGGUGAAAGCAUUCUGGGGCUUACUCAAGGGUCAGUUUCUGAUUUACUGGCUCGCCCGAAACCUUGGCACAAACUGAGCUUAAAGGGAAGAGAGCCAUUUGUUCGUAUGCAGCUGUGGCUCAAUGAUCCAAAUAAUGUAGAUAAACUCAUGGAUAUGAAACGAAUGGAAAAGAAAGCUUACAUGAAACGAAGACACAGCUCAGUGAGUGAUAGCCAGCCCUGUGAGCCCCUCUCAUCUGGCAUAGACUACAGCCAAGGAGCAAGUCCACAACCCCAGCAUCAUCUAAAGAAACCCAGAGUUGUGUUAGCACCAGAAGAGAAGGAAGCUCUGAAAAGGGCUUACCAGCAAAAGCCAUACCCUUCACCUAAAACCAUUGAAGAACUUGCUACCCAGCUUAACUUAAAAACCAGCACUGUCAUUAAUUGGUUCCAUAAUUAUAGAUCUCGAAUACGGAGAGAAUUAUUUAUUGAGGAGAUUCAAGCAGGCAGCCAUGGACAGAUUGGUUCUAGUGAUUCCCCAUCAGCCACAAGCAGCAGGGCCGCACACAGCUCUGAGGGAGACAGCUGUGAUGGUGUCGAUAUGGAAAGCACAAGUGAGGGGAAGCACGGAGCUGCCCUUGAUCCAGAUGAGUACAGCAGUGUAAGCAUGAAGUCUCAGGGAGGACAGACUGAUUCCGCUUUUGAAGAGAGCGAAGAUGCCAGAUCUACUGAGAUAACAGGAUCCACCCGCCCAAGAGCUGAAAGCCCAGACAACACAGAUGAUGAAGGCCAAAAGAUGCUGCUGGGUCAGAGUUCCCUUUCUGGAUCAAACUGUUCUGGGGAAGGACUGAGUACAGCAAAAUCUGCUACUGAAAAGCUUUCCUCUACCUCAGCUGCCUCAGGCACAGUCUCUGCAAAGGAGAGUACCCACAGAUCAGAAUCGGAGAAGCUAUCGAGCGUGCCAAGUACGAGUUCACAAAAAGGAAAUUCUAUUCAAAGCUUAUUUAGCUUUUCUGAGACAUCAAGUUCCAAAAACACACGGGACAACACUUUGAGAAAAAAGAAAGCUGCAAAUUUGAACAGCAUAAUUCACCGCUUAGAGAAAGCCGCUAGCCGAGAGGAACCCAUCGAAUGGGAGUUUUGAGAUUAAAUUAACCCUGGUUCCAACAAGCUGGGGAAACAAAACUGGACCUUUCACUGGUUAUAUCCUGUCGCGCACUUAUCGCCCUGCAGGCCACAGGGCAAAAACGCCAUAGGCCAAGGUGCAUAUAGAAUACAAAAGGAGCAUUAAGCCCAUUUUUUUCUUGUGUUUUUGGAGGACAAAAACUGAUAUCUGUAGUCAAGCUUUUUGUACCCUGAAGUGUUUUUACUAUUGCCCUAAGUGAUUUUCACACUUUCUGGAAUAACUCUUACAGCUUUGCCUUGUGCCCACCUUUUCAGUGUGGGCUUAAAAAAUAACAAAAAAAAAAACUUACAAAAAAAAAACAACAAAAGAAAGAAAAAAAAUUAAUGAACCCACACCAUUUAUGGGGCUUUUUAUCUGCCAUGUAAUGGCUGCAGAGCGAUAAUACACUAUGUUCUUCUUGUACAAGGAAAAGGAGGAGAUUUUUUCAGGAAAUUGUUUUAUUUUAGAUUUUUUUCCUUUUUUUGGUUUUGUAGCUGUUUCAGUUGCCACUAAGAGAUUGCACAGUCAACUGACUCUAAACACACUAGUUUGGAUUCCUAUUUUCAAGAAAAAAAAAGAGAAAAAACCCAUGCUUGGAACUUCGAAAUAAAACACACAUCCACUCCACUUGUUUUCUAACAAAACUCACAUCAGGAAAAAAAAAAUCUUACUUUGUGGUAGCUGACGUAGUGUUUUCUUGUUAGUGGGAUAGAACCUAGUGCACAUUGUUUCAUAGCUUUAACCAAUUCUGGUCUUUUCCUGGCCAGAAUUUGUUUAUUACACUCCAUUUUAGGCCAAAUCAGGACAAAUGAUCUGAAUUUAGGUAUUUUGUAAUCUGCUUUUUAACCUCUAACCACAGAGCACGCUGAUCAGACCUCAUAUUUUGGAGGGUAAGGGGUACAAGUUGGAAUGGUUGCCAUGGCUCCAAUGAGUCAACUUAUUUCCUGAAGAAAAUAUUUGUUGCUCUGCAUCACUGAAGGAUAAGUAAGAGAAAAUAGAUUUAAUUAGCAUAAUACACUGCCAGAGGCAGACCCUUACAUGUUUUUUUAAGUUACAUAAAGGCUUUCUUUGCUCUGAUAUAAUAAAAUGUAAAUAGACAAAUAUUAAACCAAAAUCACAUUAAAUACAAUUUAAUUUGUAGUUUUUCAUUUUCUAAGUCAGUUGAAAUCCAUUCCAAUUUGUACCCUUUCCUUCCAUGUUGUCGAUAUGUUUGUGUGAGAGUAACGAAGUGUGAGAAUAACCGUGUAUGCAAUUUUAUAAGUCUGUGUAUUUUCCUAUGUUAUUGUGCACACAUAUGAGUGCAUUACUGCCACCUUUUUUCCAAUAAGCUGGUUUAUCUGUUAUGGCUUCUACAAGUUUUGCUGAACUAGACUCCUUUAUCGCCAUAUCUUAAAAACUAACAAUAGAUGAUUUCAGUAUAUAUAUAUAUUUUUUUUGCUUAUUUAUAGGUGCUGUAUUUUAUUAUCUGAUUGUUAGGAAGGGAUGAAACAGGGCAAAAUAUUCUUUAGAGGGAUAGACUGCCGGCAGUAUUGGGUAUAAUUUACAAGAUGUAGUUGUCAUACUGUAUAUUAUUGAUUUGAAGAUUUUUUUUGACCUUAUUGUGUAUCAUUGAAACAUUUUGUCUUAGGUCAGCAUCUUUCGAUGACGUUAUUUGGUGCAUUCGUUACUUAAGGUUUAAUAAUAUUACUAUUAUUUUUGUUUUCCUCUCUCUCAUGGAGGAAUUGGGGGUAUUUUUUUUGUUGUUGUCUUGUUUUUUUGUUUUUUUUUAAUCAUGCCCCUGUACUAAAACUCAGUGAGCUUAUAUUAUUUAGUAGAACAGUGCAAGGCGCAGAACCACAUUUCUUUACAAGGUCGUUGUCAGAAUGCUAUUCAAAUAUGUCAUUCUUCAGGGUUUCAAAAAUUCCAUUUUUGAAGAACCAAAAGUUUAAAAUAAACAAAAAAAAAGACUCUAGGAGGCAAAAAAAGGCUUUUAUAGAAUCCUGAAAGGUUAUUGCUUAGUUUGAUUUUUUGCAUUUUACUUUUGUGUUGUGUUUUAUUUUUAGGUCUAGAAGAGAACAUUUUUAACUGUUGGAAACUAUAAUUGCCAUUCCAUGUUCUACAUAAUUGGUAUCAGUUUUAGAGCCAGAAACCUUGUCCAUUUCACAUAUCAUUUCAUAACUUGGUCAGUUAGGUAGCACUUUCUUUAGAAGUGGGUUAAGGUUUAUUCUAAUAUAAAGCACUGAGGUGUUCCUCUGCAAGCACCAUUUAGUUGCAAUCAGGCUCAGCUAGGAAAAUUACAUAGUAUUACUACUGAGAACAGUAGGGUUCUUUCUUUUAUAGAAAGUGCCUUCUUUUGUUAUGGCAUAGCACAUUAUCAGAGGUUAUUUUAGUUGGCUGAUAUCCAUCUUCAUGUUAUCCUCCUUUCACAGUGAGCCCCCAGGCACUUUUAUGUUUUCCUGUAUCACAUGAGUCUAUGUGUGGGACCUACAGUUCCCAAUCCCACUUGGCUUCUGCCCUUCUUGCAGCAUCUUGGACUGCUUGCAUACUGAUGACUACCCUUACACACUUUACAGUACUUUGUCAAGGUACCAAGGGCACCACUCAUUGUUUUUAUUUAGGAAGACUGCUUAAUGCUGGCACUAGAUAUAAAAUGAAGAAUAAAAGCUUAAUUGUCAUACACACAUGGUGUAUUACAGCUGGCAGAUAACAAACACCCAAUAACCCCCAUGACACCUGCCAUUGGCAUAACUUGAAAUUAAAAAAAAUCUGCCCCUAAGAGGCAACUUCUGUCUUCACCCUUCUUUUGUGCUUAAUAAAUCUCAAAUUAAGGAUAAGAUGUAUGAUUCUUUGCUUGAAUCUGGGUAAAAACAUAAAUUCAGAAGUUAUAAUAAAUCUGGCCCUAAGUAUGCUAUUAGCCUUAUAGCCAUUUGAACAGACAUAUAUUAAAGAUCAGAGUGUGCUAUUAUUUGUGUGUAGUUAUAGUAACAAGUUAUAAAAGAUAGGUUUUUACUAUUCCUUUGUAAUCUUGCAACAGAAAAAAGGUCAGUAAUAGUUGUUUUGUUUUUUUUGUUUUUGUUUUUUUUUUUUAUAAAGUACUUUUCCUUUUAAUGUUGGCUUAUGCAGUAACAUCGGUAAAAAUUUGUCCCAGUGCAGUUAUCAACCAGACAUUUGUUUUCAACAUUCUAACACAAAGAGAUCAAAUAAAAUUCCUUAUUCUUUCAUAUUUCACCUUUUAAUUUUCCACUUCUCCUGUCUUAUGUAAAUUAUAAACUGUCUAAGAAACUUUUUCUGGUUAUCUUUUAUGGGAGAUCUUUGCCUUAUCAAGCUUAAUGGUCUUGCCAUACAAGCCAAAUGUAGCAAGAGACUCAGAUUUGUUAAUGUAAUUAGAAACUGUAUUACUAAAUAACUUUGUAGAAUGAAACAUGCAGCUUUGUAGCUGCUACAUAUCGCUAUCUAAUACAAGGGCCAGACAUGUAGACUUUUAAAUAUAAAUGAAGCAAUGGGAAAGUCUUAGCCGAGACGUUCAUGGGAGAGGAGUUUGGGCAGCAUUUUCUGUGACACUCAGUCACGCUGGGAGAAAUUAAAGUCCUUCUGUCCAUUGCAGAUCUAUAGUCUGCCUAGAAUAUUAAACACGGCCUAUUCAUGGGAGCCUUCCUGAAAUAUCAGCAGUGACUUUUGGGGGAUUUUACUCCUCCGCCAGCACCAAACCAGAGCUAACUUGGGCAGCACUUUACCAAAAGUAUUUGUGGCAAUAAAACAUUGAUAAAAUGUUUGAAGACACAAGUGCAUUAUAAUGGCAAUUGUAUCCCGCAAAAUGCAAAGUCCUUUUUCUGGUUUGUGCCUAAUAAAUGCAGAGAGACACUUGACAAAUGUAAAUUUUUUUCCUAUGGAACAAGCUACAUUGGAAAUUUUCCAUAAAUUCAAUUUAUGCUAAUGCCACAGGGAGCUGAUUCUCAGCCUGCAGAAAAAUGCAGGCUGAGAAUCUGCCCAUAAGCUAGCAUCAGCCUUUUCCUGUACCUGGAACCAUUGCGUGGCUCAGGUGCAGAUACACAGACUGGAUUUUGGUGCAGAAACGUGCAAAUAUGCAUUUUGGAGCUGAAAUCCAUUCUGUGUUGCUUGCAUUUGAUGCAAUGCAGUGGCUCUGAGUGCCGGCACAAGGAGAGACUAAUGCCAGCGUAGGGGCUGACUAUCGGCCUGCGUUUAUCUGCAGGCCCAGAAUCAGCCCUGUAUGGCAGUAGCCUUAUUCUUUGGGAAAAACACACAACACAAUUAUAACUGUAACAGUUUUUAAAACUUAACUAAAGUGAUACUCGUGACUUUUAAGGAAUUUUCCUUAAAAACCCUAAUUAAGCAAUAUAUAUUCUUUGUUGUAAAAGAGAUCAGGUUUUCAUAUAAUAACUUUGGAAGUUCUGUACUCUGUGUUUAAUUAAAUUAUGCCUUUUUGUCUCAAUUUAUUCUAUUGCAGUUUAAUACGAAAAGCCAUUUACGAGAUGUAUAUGCAAAAAUUCCAAAAACUUGACAAAAGUUGGUUGCGUGUAAUUGCUAUUGAAUUUAUGUCAAGGUUAUUAAUCAUUUUUUAACCUGGGUAUUACCCAUAUUAUCAAAAUAAGGAGAAAUAAAACAAAAAAAGAGCACCCACAAUUGCACCACCCCACUACUAAAGCAAAAAUAUAUAGAGGAAAUCCAUACUUCUUAUUGAUCUUAUUUCUAUUUGGGGUACAGCCCAUGCUAGCAUUUAACUUUGAUUCAGAGAAUUUCCCAUAGACAACAAUUAUAACUAAAGUUUUCCUAAAAAGAAAAAUUUGCAACUUUUAGAUUCUGGAUUUUUAUAGAAUGCUGGAAAACUUGCUGCAGUUUUGCCAAAGAUUAUACUGAUAUAUGUAUAAACACAUUCCAGGCAUAUUUAUUUUGAAGGUGUCCGUCCCUUCAGUAUAAUAGCGUAGAGAGAGAGUAGUACAGCUCUACUACUGUUCCAACCUAUAUAGUUUGGUUAUUAUGUUCAGAAUUAAUGCAAGUUUGUGUAACAUUUUGUUUAUUAUAGUUGAAAGAAUAUUUAGGCUAAUGUAGAAAAUUAACAGUUUUGCACCUGGUUCUGUUUGUAAAACACUGACUUACAUAACCCCAGUAGUUAUCUAAUAAAUAGUCACUCAUUGAGUUCCAUAAAAAACGUUACUACAUUUUACAGUAUAUGAUAUGAGAAAAAGAUCAAGUGAGGCCCACCAAGUUUGCACUUUUGUCACACUAUUGGCCCAAACCUCUCCACACUCUUGGUAGCAAAAAAUCAAAUAAAAAAACCUAACACCCAAGGUUUAAUGGAUCAGCCAAAGUGCUCAUUAUGAAAAGUGGCAUAUCAAGGUACUUCCCUGCACCCUAUCCAACAUCAGCCUAACAGCAGUUGUAGCCAGGCCCAUAUUACUGACUAUUACAUAAAAAUGUGCCUUAACACAUUGUUUCCUAAGACAUAUCAUGUUUUAACACAGUAAUGUGUGUUAUAACAAAAAUUAGACAUUUUUGUUUAUCUGUCCAAGAACUUAGGCAGGUUGUUAAUAUCAAAUCCUUAGAAGCUAUGGGAUGUUAAAGUUCAGCAACAGCCUUAAGUCUGCAGACUGGUUUCUAGGGUAAACUUCUCCAUCAGCUAUAGAAUCACCCUUUGUACAUCCAUGCUCUAAAACAGUGAUCCCCAAUCUUCACCCCUUUGAAGCUGAUCCCAAUAUCCUCAAAGCAAGUGCUCAUUUUUAAAUUUCUGACUAUUAGGCAUACAGACACAAGUUUACCUCCGAAAACAGCCCCAAGUAGUCAGUCACAGUCCUUACUGGGCAACCCCCAGGGAAUAUUUCCAUGCUUAUGUGGCUCCUCAACACUUUUGACAUUUGAAUGCAUCUCAAGUAUAAAAAAAAUGUUUGGGGACCCCUGUUCAAAGCAAACAAUCAAAUAUUAGAGCACUACAUCCUCCUUAACAUGAUAUAUCCGGCAGUAUAAUCAGUUAUUUAUAGAUAUGUUAUACUGGUUUGUACAGUUAGAAACACAAGGAUUACUCUGUAUAUAUUGAAUAUACAUUUCAUUCUGUAGCUUGUUUGGAAAAGAAAAUAAUUUAUGAUUUGCUUUCCCUUGCCUGUUGCCUCCUAGAGUCAUUUUUUUAAUGAAGUUACUCAGUUUAUGUUGUGAUUGAAAAGAUUUUUAUUUCCUGCAGUGUUCAUUCUAGAAUACUUAGUUACAAUUUCAGGGCUGGCAUUAACGCAGGUAACAGGAAUACGAUACAAUGUGGAUCCUUUUAGAAGAACCUUUACAUUUUGUAUAUUUUGUUAAGGUUUAUCAGUAGGAAAUAGCACUUGUUUUCUUGAUUCCUAGAUGUUUUACAUUAUACAAAGUGUGCAUGUACUUUCAUUAUACCAGUUUUCAUUUGUCAUAAAUGGGGUAUCAGUUAAAGAGCCACUGCACCCUCAAUUUCUAGCAUACUGUGCGGGAAUACAUAAAAUUAUGUUAUCUCUCUGUUCUGGCUUGAAGAAAACCUAAGGAGUUGUCUUUGUUAUGAAGAAUGCCAUUUUAUUGCUCCAUUUUGGUUGGCCAGACCCUUGUGAUAUCAUAGAAGGCCCCUAGACUGUUAGGCAGUACCCUUUUUGGCUUCUUGUUAUGGGAGUAGAGCACAAUAAAAGCCUAAGAAAGGUUAUAUUGAGCUUGUGGCCAGAGGGACAGAGGCUGAUUAGACAAGGUUAAGGUGCAAGCUGAGUCAGCCGGACCCUCACAGAAGCUUGGGGAAAAAGAAGCAAAAGCAAUAUAUACACUAUAUUUCCAUUAUGGAAAUCCAUAGCAAAAAUAAACCUAGGGAAUAGUGGCCCUUAACAAUAUCUGCUGGUACUGUGCAUAACAUCACAGAACAAUAUGUGUUUCUUUUUUUUUAGUUUUGAAGCAGGAUUACAUGAUUAUGCAAUGCAAAUAUACAAAGUUGUACAAACAAUGUGCGAGUGUGGGAGACAGAAAGGGUUCAGUUUUAUGCAAGAAAGCUGGUGCUGCCUAUAUACGUGGAGUGCAGCUUUUACCCCUGGUACUGUACACUCCCAACCUAAGGCUCUCAGUCAGUGCUUUGUAGUUCAAUAACAGCUGGAGGGUUGAACAAUGCCUUUACCCAACAUAAAUACAAAAACAUGCUGUAUCUAAAUAUAACAUGUCAUUUUUAUACUAAUUAUGCUAAGGGCAUUUUCUGUCUAUGAGUGAUUUUAACUACGGGAACCAAGGGCACAACCCCCCCCCCCCCUCCCCUGCUCUAAAUGUAGCCCCCAGGACAGGCUUUCAUCAAUGCAGAUCACCUCUUGGCUAUAAUUAUGUAUUCUUAUUAGAGGAAUCUGCUGUAGAGCUGCCAUAUUGCUUGUCUUGACCAGGGCAUUUUUUGUUGACUGCACUAGCGACAGAACUCCUUCUUGUACAUGUUACAAACUGAUAGUGGACAGUUUUAAAACAUAUGGGUCAUUUUAUUAGCUAUUAUUUGUUCCCAAGCACUACUGUGCACCGCUCUUAAAAAAAAUGUAAUUAUUUGAUCAUUUGUAUCAUCUGUCCCAUAGUUUGCUUUACGUUUAGUAAAAAAAUCGUGUUACCCAUCUGUCUAGCAGACGUUCAUUCAUGUUACCCCACAACAACACAAAAGUAAGCACUCUGUUAUCAAGAGUUUUAAAAGCAACAGCCUAUUUUGGAGUGCCAUAGAGCAAGACACUGACAUAUAUAGGCAUAAAUACAAUCACCAUUUUGCUGAACAAAUAGUAUGAUAAUGUCCAGAUAUACUUAAGGUAGCAAUACGCGGGCAGAUUUAAAUUGACAAUUCAGGCCCUUUGGGCCAAUUUGGCAGCUUAUCGGCCAUGUAUGGGGCCCUCAGACAGGCCUACCUAACUAACUGGUAUCUCGCUGAAAAUCUGUGAUUUCUGAUUCCCUAAUGGGCUGUAUCCCCAUCAUUGUGAUCUGAUUGUUUGGCUCUAUGGACCUUAGAUGGGCAUAUCAUAUAUGCUUAUUUGGCAACCUCAUCAAAUGAUCGGAUCUUAAAAUGUAUGGCCAGCUUUAGAAAUAUGCUGAUACAUAAAUACGUCCUAUACUGACAGUUUGAAAAAUAUGAAAUGAAAUAGAACUUGAAUUGAACUCAAUUGAAUCUAUUUAUAUAGAAUAUUCUUUUCCUUGCCUCACAUAAGGCAAGCAUUAUGGCAGAUUCCCCUACCUUACAAUGUAACUAUAUACUGUCUAUAGAUUUAAAAAUUGGCUACACUGUUUUAAUGCAGAUGAGAGCUAGUGAUUGGCAUGAAGCUACUUUUCAGACCCAAUAUGCACAUGGAAGGUACACCCCUUAAAGCUACACAAAGUGCUGUCUCCAGCAGCCAUGAGCAAGCUAAUAUGUGACAAGCAUUGCCCAUUGGAUGAGAGUGGUGUUGCUGAGCCAAUCGGAGAACUAGACCACACUAUCACACAGCUCCUCCCUCACUGUACUGGGUUCCUUAGUGUCUCCUACAGCUGAUGUUUGGGGCCCACCAAAUCCAGCCUUGCACCAAAUAUUGUUUCACAGUAUUUCACAGUGCAGCAUUUUUAAGGCUGACAGUAUCUCAUAAGUGAAAAUUAAAUGCAAUAUACAAUAGCUUUUAAGAAAGCUAUAUUAUGUCUUUGGUUUGUAUUUCUGCUUCAAAACUAUACAGAACCCCAAGUUGAGUAAUUAGAGAACAGUGACAUUUUUCCUGUUGUUCUGCUUCCAUAAAACCUGGCUCUCCAUUCUGUCAUUCCUGUAAUACAAGCAGUUCUGCUAGGUCAGACUGAAGUUUGCAUAUCCAAAGACAAUGUUUAACCUCUAGUUAGGGGAGAAAAAAAAUUACAUUUCUUCAUGUCCCUGUUUAUUUAAUAUAAAAUUAACAAAUUAUAUUUGUGCAAUAACUACUUGCCAUUAAGAUGGGUGCAGCUUUUGAAUGCCCUGACUACUAACACAGCACAAGAUGAACUUAGACGUGAUGUACUCUUUGUUUUUUUUUUUUUCUUUUCAUUCUCUUGUUUCCUGAGAAAUUUUUGAAUAAGCUCAAUUUCCCCAAUGUAUUGUGGUGUCUGACAUUUUUAGCAGUAUUUUAUGUUUUUGCUGUAUUGCAUUAAGUCUUAGAUGUUUAUAGAGCUUGUUAUUCACAAUCACAUAUUUAAAAGAAAAUCCUCACAAAGACCCAACUGACCAAAAAAAAGUGUCAUUUUUGUACACGUAGCUUUGAGAAGCCCAUGUUGUGUUGCUGUGACUCCUCAUUUGUAGCCUUUUCUUUCUUGGUAUUUGUUCAAACAUAUAGUACAAGUUUUAUGGCUGACACCAGUGGGAACUGAUGUCUCGUCGUCAGCAGAAAGGCAUUGUUCUGUCUUUGUUUGGGUAGCCAUAAUAAUGUUUGUUCUCAGCACUGUACAACGGUCCCUAUAUGAUAUGGAGAAGCAAUAUCACUGUAUGAAUCUCACACAAUGUAUUAUUAUUAUUAUUAUUCACUAGCACCCUAGGUGUGAUAAUUGAAGUAAAUAUCUUUUAUACAAACACA